Phlebotomus papatasi is the source of this 864-nucleotide messenger RNA. RefSeq names its product brachyurin-like. Gene Ontology annotation, molecular function: serine-type endopeptidase activity. Lineage: Eukaryota; Metazoa; Arthropoda; Insecta; Diptera; Psychodidae. Gene Ontology annotation, biological process: proteolysis. The transcript has 2 exons. The coding region runs from base 1 to 864 and encodes 287 amino acids. The record is from RefSeq and is a predicted model, not a curated record.
AUGAAGUUUUUCGGGUGUAUUCUUGUGGCUGCAGGUUCUCUAGUUCUGACUGAUUUUGUGGCAUCAUCGCCAGUAAAGUCCAUGUUGGAUUUUAAACGCGAACAUCCAACGUUCCUCAACUCUACGGGAAGAAUUAUCAAUGGAAUUACUGCUACAAACGGCCAAUUUCCUUACCAAGCUAGAAUUAUCCUGACAAGUGGUUCAAAUCAGGGUAUUUGUGGUGGAUCUAUCAUAAGUACAGCAUGGGUCCUCAUAGCAGCUCACUGCACUGUUAGUGUCAGUUCUUAUAGAGUCGAGGCGGGCUUCUUUACAGCAAAUUCUGAAGCAGAGCAAUCAUCUCCAGUUUCUUCUUCUAAUGUCUUCGUACAUGAUGGUUUUAAUGGAGAAACCCUUGCGAAUGACAUUGCACUGCUAAAGUUAGACAAUCCUUUUACUAUCAGUGCUUUGGUUGGUACUAUAAGUCUUGUAGCCCAAGGAACAGAUAUGUCACAAUUUUUGGGAGAUCCAGUAACUGUAUCUGGCUUUGGGGUAACUUCAGAUCGUCAAACUGCAUCACUAUCUGAAGUCUUGCUCUACACAUCAGAUACUCUCUUGAUUACUUCUAGUCAAUGCUUAAGCGAAUACGGGAGAGAACCAAUCCCAAUUGAAACAUCCUUCUGCAUUUAUGACUCUACUUCUUCCAUAAGUGGCUUCUGCAGUGGUGAUUCUGGAGGUCCAUGUACUCUGUCUAUUAGUGGUGCUACAACACUGGCUGGAGUUAUUUCUUACGUCUCCAACAGAGGAUGUGAUGACCGUCCCCAAGGAUGCACAGAUCUGUCCAAAUUACGAAGCUGGGUUGACCAGAAAAUGGCAGAGAAUCCAUAA